Molecule: messenger RNA, 2379 nt
Organism: Spodoptera littoralis (African cotton leafworm)
Lineage: Eukaryota; Metazoa; Arthropoda; Insecta; Lepidoptera; Noctuidae
Source: the annotation of a GenBank genome assembly
AUGGAGAGUGUUCGACGAUCAUGGAAACUGCAGGAAUUCGUUGCCCACAAGGCAAAUGUCAACUGCCUGGCGAUGGGCCACAAGUCCAACCAAGUGCUGGCGACUGGUGGCGAUGACAAAAAAGUAAACUUGUGGGCUAUCGGAAGACAAAGUUGCCUUAUGAGUUUGAGUGGACAUACAACUCCUGUAGAAUGUGUAUGUUUUGGGCAUUCUGAAGACUUAGUUUGUGCAGGAUCACAAACUGGUGCCUUAAAGAUAUGGGAUUUAGAGGCAGCUAAAUUAUUGAGAACCUUCACAGGCCACAAGGGAGCUAUAAAAUGUAUGGACUUCCAUCCUUAUGGAGAUUAUUUAACAACAGGUUCUUGUGAUAGCAAUGUUAAGUUGUGGGACACAAGGAAGAGAGGAUGCAUUGUUACCUAUUCUAGCCACCGGCUUGCUGUCAACAGUCUGCAGUUUAGUCCUGAUGGACAGUGGAUUGCAUCUGCCUGUGAAGAUGGUUUAGUAAAAGUAUGGGAUGUUCGUGUUGGCAAAGUCCUUCAAGAGUUUAUGGAGCAUACAUCAGCAGUAACAUGUGUAAAAUUCCACCCUCAUGAAUUUCUUCUUGCGAGCUGUGGAACUGAUAGAACUGUAAAUUUUUGGGACAUGGAAAAGUUCCAAUUGGUAUCCAAGUUUGAAAAAGAUAAUACGUCUAUCAGACACAUGGUGUUUAGUGAUGAUGGUGCAACAUUGCUUGGUUGUGCUAAUGAUGGGUUGCAUGUUGUUGGAUGGGAACCAGCCAGAGUUUUUGACACUGUUCAUGGACAUUGGGGUCAAAUUCAUGAUAUUACUGUUGCACAAACACAAUUAAUAGCUGGAUCAUUCCAUUCUACUUAUGUGGUUCUAUCUGUAGUUGAUCUCAAUAAAGUCCAUCCAUUUGGAGGACCGCCGCCAGUGUCCCCACCUGUCGUCAGGGAUCUUUCUCCAUUCCAAAAAGGGCACUCGGUUCGCAAAAGUUUUUCGAAGGAAAAACCACCAAAAGAAGUCAUGCACCGACCAUCUCUCCUGGAUGAAAAAACUGCUGAGGAAUCUACAUCAGGAACUGAAGCAGAUGAGGAAUCAGGUGCUGUUAUACCCAAUUUUAAUGACUACACUGAGAUAUUCCGACCUUCUAGAGCAUUAACACGUACACCUCCGCCCGCCACCAGUUUGUCUUCGGAAGAUUUUUCUAUAACAGUGCAAGAGCCAAUAGAAAAGGUAGAACCGGUUGUGAACACCUGUCUUCGCGACCUGAUGCUUGACGAGCCGGUACCCUUGGCGCGACCAUUGCCACAGCCCUCCCCGCCCCAACGACAGCGAUCAGAACAUUACUCCCGCAUACCAACAUCAACCAAAGAACAUUACACUGUUGUAGAGAAAAAAACCGAGAGUUUCUCAAGGGUGAUGGACAACACAAAAGAAAAUAAUGCAUUUACAACAGCGCAAUCAUUAAGAGAUUAUACCUCCAGCCCGCUCACAGCAAAUUCGCUUAACCGACAUAACUCAUACAAAGAAACAAAGUCUACAACAGAUUUAUCUACCACCAACCUCCGCCCAAGUAACAGUGAAAUAUCGUUAGGUCCGCCGACAUUAGGGCCAAGAUCGUUAUCCUUCACCAGGGCACCUACCGAGGCUUCGAGGCGAAGAGUAGAGACUGUUGCUAGAGAAAGUGUAACGGUGUCUCGCAGUGUCGAAGCUCCAGAGGCUGAACCAGAGCCAGAAUUUGUGCCUUUCACCACCGACAGACCCGUCGGGCUCGAUCUCGAUGAAUUUUUGCCCCGCGGUCUGGCAGGUGGGAAUGCACGGCGAGGGGCGCGAGGUGGCGGCGCAGAGCCAAGCGAACAGGAGGUGCUCGGCGUGAUGAUGCGCGGUCACGACUCCAUGAUGGCCGUGCUCACCGCCAGACAACGAGCUCUACAGAUUUUCCAUUCCGUCCGAGUUAAUAAAAGUCUGAGAUCUGCAUUAGAAUCUGUUAUCGCUCUCGAGGAUACAUCUGUGAUUCUCGACAUCCUCAAUGUUAUGGCACAUAGACCAUCAUUGUGGAAUUUAGACAUCUGCUUGUUAAUGCUACCCAAGAUAUACGAAUUAUUACAAAGCAAAUAUGAAUCAUACAUGCAAUGUGGUUGCAAUGCCUUGAGGCUGAUAGUGCGCAACUUCUCGUCUGUAGUAAGAGCUAACGUAAGUGCUCCAGUACGUACGUUGGGUGUAGACAUUCCUCGUGAGGAGCGGUAUUCUAAAUGUAUGCAGAUACACCGGCUCCUACUUGACGUACGGGCUUUUCUGCUCAAACGACAAACGCUCCAGGGGCGCCUUGGAGCUGCCUUCAGAGAUCUUCAUAACCUAAUGCAACAAGGUCUUGACUGA